CCCACUCCAACUCUCCUCCAAUUCUCUUGGGAUCCCCAAGAGGACGUCUCGAAGCAGUUAGGGUUACAGGAGAAGGCAAUAUAAGAAGAGGGGGCGCAGGAGGAGGAAGGGGAAGAGAGAAGGGAAGUCUCCUGUGGGGACGACAAUGGCGAGGGAGCAGCUGCAGGUGCUCAACGCGCUGGACGUCGCCAAGACGCAAUGGUACCACUUCACGGCGAUAAUCGUCGCGGGGAUGGGCUUCUUCACCGACGCUUACGAUUUGUUCUGCAUCUCGCUCGUCACCAAACUGCUCGGGCGGAUCUAUUACUACGAGCCGGGCUCCGGCAAGCCCGGCAGCCUCCCGCCUAACGUCUCCGCGGCCGUCAAUGGCGUCGCCUUCUGCGGCACUCUCGCUGGGCAGGUCUUCUUCGGGUGGCUCGGCGACAAGCUCGGACGGAAGCGCGUCUAUGGCCUGACUCUCAUGCUCAUGGUCGUCUGCUCCGUUGCAUCGGGGCUCUCCUUGGGGAAGUCUCCCACCGCCGUGAUGGCCACCCUCUGUUUCUUCCGUUUCUGGCUGGGCUUCGGCAUCGGCGGCGACUACCCGCUCUCCGCCACCAUCAUGUCCGAGUACGCCAACAAGAAGACGAGGGGGGCCUUCAUUGCCGCCGUGUUCGCCAUGCAGGGAUUCGGCAUCCUCGCCGGCGGGAUGAUCGCCAUCGCCAUUUCGUCCUCCUUCCGAGCCGCCUAUCCCGCGCCUAGCUUUGAGGUCGACCCCGUGCUUUCCGUCCCUCCCCAGGCCGACUACGUCUGGCGUUUGAUCCUGAUGUUCGGCGCCCUCCCCGCCGCGCUUACUUACUACUGGCGCGCGCGCAUGCCGGAGACGGCGAGAUUCACGGCGCUUGUUGCUCGCGACGCGAAGCGCGCAGCGGCGGACAUGUCCAGGGUGCUCAACGUCGAGAUCGAGGCGGAGCAGGCCAAGGCCGAGGAGCUCGCCACGGACAGGUCGAACCGGUUCGGGCUGUUCAGCUCGGAGUUUGCGAGCCGGUACGGGAUGCGGCUCCUUGGGACGACGAGCACCUGGUUCCUCCUGGACAUAGCGUUCUACAGCCAGAACUUGUUCCAGAAGGACAUCUUCUCGGCGGUGGGGUGGAUCCCGAAGGCGAAGACGAUGGGAGCGAUCGAGGAGGUGUUCCACAUCUCCCGAGCCCAGACGCUUAUCGCCCUCUGCUCCACCGUCCCGGGCUACUGGUUCACCGUGGCUUUCAUCGACCGGAUCGGGCGGUUCUACAUCCAGAUCGGCGGCUUCGGGUUCAUGACCGUCUUCAUGCUGGCGCUCGCCAUCCCUUACGACCACUGGCUCGUCCCCGACAACCGGAUCGGCUUCGUGGUGCUGUACGCGCUCACCUUCUUCUUCUCGAACUUCGGACCAAACGCGACGACGUUCGUGGUGCCGGCGGAGAUAUUCCCGGCGAGGCUGCGGUCGACGUGCCACGGGAUAUCGGCGGCCGCGGGGAAGGCCGGGGCGAUGGUGGGCGCUUUCGGUUUCCUCUACGCGGCGCAGAGCCCCGACCCAGCCAAGGUUGACAAGGGUUACCGGCCGGGAAUCGGGGUGAGGAACUCGCUGUUCGUGCUGGCCGGCUGCAACCUGCUUGGGUUCUUGUUCACCUUCCUGGUGCCGGAGUCGAAGGGAAGGUCUCUCGAGGAGGUCUCCGGCGAGACGGAGGAGAUUGCGGAGGCCGAUAGAAAUCCUGUGUGAAGAGGGGAAGUGGACGCUUAUUUCUGGUUGGUGGUGAUUCUGGGGUCACGUCCAUUGCAUUCCUUGGUGAUUCUGGGGACGUCCAUUGUUCGGUUCCUUCCCUUGCCGAAAAACGAAGCAGAAAACUCUCUGAGUCAUGUAUCUCUCUCUUUUUGUUCUUCUUUCUAUGCUUUGAAUCUUUCUUUGUCGAUUGUGAAGUGCGUGGAAGACGAUCUGGAAGACUUGGGGUAUCAGUUGAAAAGUGGUCAUAGAUCCUUCUUCUACUGAAGUUUUUUCAUCAUUUUUCUCUCUCAAGUGUUCUCAUCUCUUUAGUCUCUGUAAUCUGCGGGGUUCCUCAUAGACUAGAAAAAAGAAAUACAAACAUAGAAAGAAUGUGACAUACUUU
Nymphaea colorata (pocket water lily) is the source of this 2120-nucleotide messenger RNA. Its product is annotated as inorganic phosphate transporter 1-4-like. The record is from RefSeq and is a predicted model, not a curated record. Gene Ontology annotation, molecular function: phosphate transmembrane transporter activity. Gene Ontology annotation, cellular component: membrane. Lineage: Eukaryota; Viridiplantae; Streptophyta; Magnoliopsida; Nymphaeales; Nymphaeaceae. The transcript is spliced from 2 exons. The coding region runs from base 146 to 1735 and encodes 529 amino acids. Gene Ontology annotation, biological process: transmembrane transport; phosphate ion transport.